GUAAAAGAGCCUGAAGCUCAUCUCUUGUUCUCCUGAGUUAUUAAGCAAAACACUUCCUCCACACCUAGGAUGAGAAGAUCUCCAGAAAGCACAGGGUAAAUUCCCAGUGUGCCAGGUCUCUGAACACAAAUUCCAGAUGCUUUGGCUGCUGCUGUGACUACACCUUAAGGCAAACUCCAGGCAGUUCCUGCAGGAAUAAGUUUGCAGCUCAGCACAUAUGUGCUUCCCCUGUGGCUUUUUCUGUGCUAUGAGGAACUUCAAAGGAGUCAACUUUGGAACUCUGCUUAGAAGCCAGAAGGAUGCUGAAGAGUUGCUGUCUGACUUGAAGGAGUUCUUGUCCAAGCCUCCAGCAGGUUUUCCCAGUAGCCGAUCUGACUCUGAGAGGAGACAAACUUGUGAUGCCAUCCUGAGGGCUUGCAACCAACAGCUGACGGCCAAGCUGUCUUGCCCUCAACACCUGGGGAGCCUGCUGGAGCUGGCAGAGCUGGCCUGUGAUGGCUAUGUGAUGUCCACUCCCCAGCGCCCUCCACUCUACCUGGAACGCAUUCUUUUCAUUUUACUACGGAAUGUUGCUGCUCAGGGAAGCCCCAUGGCCAUGCUCCACCUUGCCCAGCCUCUCCAUGCCUGCUUCGUUCAGUGCUCUCGCCAAGCUGCCUCACAGGACUAUGAGGCUGUGGCUUGGGGCAGCUUUUCUCUGCUUUGGAAGGGAGCAGAAGCACUGUUGGAGCAGAGAGAUGCCUUCUCAGCGCGGAUGAAGGCCUUGAGCUUCCUUGUCCUCCUGGAGGAUGAAAGUACCCCGUGUGAGAUUCCUCACUUUGCUUCUCCAACAGCCUGUCGAGCAGUAGCUGCCUAUCAGCUGUUUGAUCGCAGUGGUUGUGGUAUAAACAAAGCAGAUGCUGAUUUCUUAUAUGAUUUGCUCUCCAAAAAUGUGAUCAGAACCUUGGUGGGUGAGGAAAGUGGCUCUCCCAGUCCUCUUUCUUCCCAAAGGGCCCUCUGCCUCUUGGAGCUCACCUUAGAACACUGCCGUCGCCUCUGCUUUAGCCACCACUAUGACAAGGCCACCAGUGCAGUUGAGAAGGCUCGUGGUUACCUAAGGGACACCAGUGUAGCCUCCAGCCUCCAGCUAUGCCAGUUGGGGGUUGAGCUGCUACAUGUUGGGGUGGAAGGAUCCCAGGCAGUGGCCCAGCUUCUCAUCAAGGCAUCAGCUGUCUUGAAUAACAGUUUGAAGGCCCCAUCACCUCCACUUCGGGCAUUGUUUGAGACCUCCCAGUUCCUCCUUUCAGGCCUGGAACGAGGCAUCAAAAGACACUCUGGACCUGAUGCUAUUGGGAGCCUCUUCACUUUUCUUGGAGGAUACUGCUUAAUUAUCCAGCAGCUACGGAAUGAUGGUGCCUGUGUGCACUCUCCCAAACAGCAGCAGUCUUUGGUGCAGACGCACUUUCAGGGUCUUCACCUCUACACUAUGAUGGUUUAUGACUUUGCCCAGCGCUGUCAGGUAGCUGAUUUGGCUGACCUGGCUCAACUAGUGGACAGUUGCAGAUCUACUGCUGUUUGGAUGCUGGAAGCCUUGGAAGGCCUGUCAGGCCUGGAGCUGACUGACUACAUGGCCAUGACUGCCUCUUACACCAGUAACUUGGCCUAUAGCUUCUACAAUCACAAGCUGUACGCCGAGGCCUGUGCCGUCUCUGAGCCACUCUGUCAGCACCUGGGCUCUGCUAAGCCAGGCACUUACCAUGCGGUGCCUUCUGAGAAGUUGCACAGGUACUUCCGGCUACACGUAGAGAGUUUGAAGAAACUGGGUAAACAGGCACAGGGCUGUGAGAUGGUGACCUUGUGGCUGGCGGCUCUACAGCCCUGCAACCCUGAACACAUGGCUGAGCCCGUCUCUUUCUGGGUUCGGGUAAAGAUGGAUGCGACCAGGGCUGGAAACAAGGAGCUACAGCUGAAGACUCUGCGAGACAGCCUGAGUGACUGGAACCCAGAGACCCUGACCCUCCUGCUAAGGGAGGAGCUGCAGGCCUACAAGGCAGUACGGGCUGACACUGGGCAGGAACGUUUCAAUGUCAUCUGUGACUUGCUGGAGCUGAGCCCUGAGGAGACACCAGCUGGGGCCUGGGCUCGAGCCACCUACCUGGUGGAACUGGCUCAGGUGCUUUGCUACCACGACUUUGCCCAGCAGACAGACUGCUCUGCCCUGGAUGCUAUCCAGGAAGCCCUGCAGCUUCUGGAGGCUGUUAAGCCAGAGGCCCAGGCCAAGGAUCGGCUUCUGGACGAUAAAGCACAGGCACUGUUGUGGUUCUACAUCUGCACUUUGGAGGCCAAAAUGCGGGAAGGUAUUGAGCGGGAUCGGAGAGCCCAGGCUCCUAGUAACCUGGAGGAAUUUGAAGUUAAUGAUCUCAACUAUGAAGAUAAACUCCAGGAAGAUUGUUUCCUGUACAGUAACAUUGCCUUUAACCUGGCUGCAGAUGCAGCUCACUCUAAAGCCCUGGACCAAGCCCUGGCUCUGUGGAAGGAGGUCCUUACAGAGGGGCAGUUCCCAGCUGUGCGAUGUCUCCAGCAGACAGCAGCCUCACUGCAGAUCCUUGUGGCCCUCUAUCAGCUGGUGGCCAAGCCUCUGCAGGCCCUGGAGGCUCUCCUGCUCCUGCGGACCAUCUCUGAAAGACUGAAGGAUCACGCAAAGGCAGCUAGCUCCUCUUGCCACCUCACCCAGGUCCUCCUGAGCCUCGGCUGUCCCACCUAUGCCCAGUUUUACCUGGAAGAGGCUGAAUCCGCCCUGAUGCAUCUCAGUGAGACCACGGACACACGACUGCUGCUUUCUCUGACGUGUCACCUCCUUCGAAGUCAGCUCUGCUGGACUCAACAGAAGGUGACUGAGGGUGUCUCUCUGUUGCUGACUGUCCUUCGGGAUCCUGCCCUCCAGAAGUCAUCCAAGGCUUGGUAUUUGCUUCGAGUCCAGGCUCUGCAACUACUGUCCAUCUACCUUAACCUCUCAUCAAACAGCCUCUCAGAUGCUCUGCGAGAGCAGCUUUGGGCUCAAGGCUGGCAGACACCUGAGACAGCACUCAUAGAUUCUCAUAAGCUCCUUCGAAGCAUCAUCCUCCUGCUGAUGGGCAGCGAUGUCCUCUCCCUACAGAAAGCAGCUGUGGAGACACCAUUUCUGGAUUGUGGUGAAAAUCUGGUACAAAAAUGGCAGGUUCUGUCAGAGGUUCUGAGCUGCUCACAGAAGCUGGUCUGCUCUCUUGGCCACUUAGGGAGUGUGAGUGAAGCCAAGGCCUUUUGCUUGGAUGCCCUGAAACUGACGACAAAGCUGCAGCUCCCGGGCCAGUGUGCCCUGUUCCUGGUGCUGAAAGGUGAGCUGGAACUGGCCCGCAGCGACCUUGACCUCUGUCAGUCGGACCUGCAGCAGGUUCUGUUCCUGCUUGAGUCUUGUACGGAGUUUGCCGGAGUGACCCAGCACCCAGAUACUAUAAAGAAGGUCCACCUACAGAAGGGGAAGCAGCAGGCCAGGGUCCCCUGGCCCCCGCAGCUCCUGGAGGAGGAGCCUUUCCUAAAAGGUCCUGCUCUGGAGCUGGUGGCCACUGUAGCCAAGGAACCUGGGCCCAUUGCACCUUCGACAAACUCCUCCCCCAUCCUGAAAACCAAGCCCCAACCCCGCCCCGGCUUCCUGUCUCACUCUGCUUCAUGUGACUGCUCGAUCUGUGCCAGCCCUGUCCUGUCAGCAGUCUGUCUGCGCUGGGUGUUGGUCACAGCAGGCGUGAGGCUGGCCACAGGCCAUCAGGCUCAGGGUCUAGAGCUGCUGCAGGUUGUUCUAAAGGGUUGCCCUGCAGCCACCAAGCGCCUCACCCAAACUCUCCAGGCUUCCCUGAAUCACAGAGCCCCUGCCUCUCCUGACCCAAGCCUUCUUGAUGAGCUCCUGGCUCAGGCAUACACACAGCUGGCGCUGGCAGGCCUGAAGCAGCCAUCAAACAAGAGCCUGCAGAAGAUCUUAGAGUCAGGGCUGAAGUUCACAGCAGCGCGGAUCCAACAGCUGGAGCCCUGGCGAGCCAGCCUGCUCUUGAUUCAGGCCCUCGUAAAGCUGGCUGGCCUCAGCACCUGUACUACCCAACUUUUUGCAAGCUCCUGGGGCUGGCAGCCACCAUUAAUCAAAAGCCCCCCGGGCUCAGAGUCCUCUAAGAUCCAGAGCCAAAAACAUAGUGGACGAGGCCACCAGCAAGUAGCCUCUGCUCCCCUGCCCCUCCAUAAUGCCUCUCACAGAAGCCCAGAAGGUGGUGGACCACCCUGUACACCUAAGCCUGCAGGCCGAGUGAGGCCGGCUGGCCCUCGUGUCCCCUUCACUGUGUUUGAAGAUGACUGCCCUACGAAGAACAAGCCCGAGGUUCCCCAGGCCCCCCGGGUACAUCAGAGGGUCCAGACACGCCUUAAGGUGAACUUCAGCGAUGACAGUGACUUGGAAGACCCUGUCUCUGCUGAGAUACCGCUUGUUGAGGAACCUAAGAGACGGGGCACUGCUUCCUCGGGCCGGGGCCGGGGCCGGGGCCGGGCUAGGAAGAGCCCAAGCUUGGCGAUAGGUACAGUGGCUGCUCCAGGUAAUACCCCAAUGAGUGGUAAGAACCGUAGAACCAAGAAGGUGGCAUCAAGGCUCUGUGAAGAGCAGGGUCCCCAGACAGCCCCUUGUGGCCAGAACAAGCUGGGCCCUGAGCUCAUGAGGACUAUCCCUGAGGAGAAACUGACUGACAAGUGCACGGAAAUGAGCUUUGAGACCCUUGGAGCCUCUGACAGAGAAGACUCAGCUUCAGGUGGGAAGGCACUGGUUCCAGGUGCUGAUCCCCCCGUAGGUGAAUGUGAGGUGUUGAGACGGGAUUCCAGCAAGGAGGAGCUACCCAUCCUGGAACCAGGCAAGGAAAGCAACAGGGACGUCGGUGCUUGGCUCCAACCCCCCGUAACCAUUGGUUCUUCUACCCUGGAUUCCAUGCGCGACUCUCUGAGCAUUGCUUUCCGUGGGGUCAGUCAUUGCCCUGCUAGUGGGCUCUAUGCCCACCUCUGCCGCCUCCUGGCCUUGUGCCUGGGCCACCGGGAUCCCUAUGCUACUGCCUUCCUCGUUGCCGAGUCUAUCUCUAUUACCUGUCGCCACCAGCUACUCACUCACCUCCACAGACUGCUCAGCAAGGCCCAGAAGCAUCAAGGACCACUCAGACUGACAGAGCAGCUGCAGCAGCUAACCCUCCAGGAGAUGCCUGAUGAUGUCCCUCUGGCCCGCAUCCAGCGCCUCUUUUCCUUCAGGGCUUCAGGAGCUGGUGCCUUUCCCCAGCCCGAGAAGCAGCAUUUCCAGGAGCUCUUGGUGCUGCUCCCCAAGGGGGUGACUGUCUGCAUGUUGGCUGUGUCCACCCUCCAGCCUGGAACUGUGGGCAACACUCUCCUACUGACAAGACUGGAAAAGGACAACCCCCCAGUCACUGUGCAGAUCCCCACUGCCCAGGAUAAGUUCCCUCUGAGUUCAGCCCUGAGAGAAUUUGACGCUAUCCAGAAGGAACAGAAAGAGAACAGCAGCUGCACUGACAAGCGAGCCUGGUGGACAGGCAGACUGGCCCUGGACCACAGAAUGGAGGACCUCAUCACUUCCCUGGAGAAGCAUGUGUUGGGCUGCUGGCGAGGGCUGCUGCUGCCCUCCAGUGAAGAACCUGGCCCUGAGCAUGAGGCCACCCGCCUGCAGGAGUUGCUGCAGGACUGUGGCUGGCAGUAUCCCGACCCGACUCUGUUAAAAGUCUUGCUCAGUGGUGCCAGCACCCUCACAACCCAGGAUAUUCAGGCCCUGGCCUAUGGGCUGUGCCCGACCCAGCCAGCCAGAGCCCAGGAACUCCUGACUGAGGCAGCCAGGCGUCUACAGGGGCAGUCAGCACCAAGCAAUAAGCAUCUUGUCUUGGUGCUGGACAGGGACCUGCAGAAGCUGCCAUGGGAAAGCAUACCCUGCCUGCGAGCACUGCCUGUCACCCGGCUGCCCUCCUUCCACUUCCUGCUCAGCUAUUUCAUCCUCAAAGAGGCUGGGGCUGCAUCAGUGCUGAGCCAGGGGGUGGAUCCUCGGAGCACAUUUUACGUCCUGAACCCUCACAAUAACCUGGCAAGCACAGAGGAGCAAUUUCGAGCCAAGUUUAGCAGUGAAGCUGGCUGGAGAGGGGUGGUCGGGGAGGUGCCAAGCCCAGAACAGAUGCAGAUGGCCUUGACAAAGAACGACUUAUAUAUCUAUGCAGGUCACGGGGCUGGUGCCCGCUUCCUUGAUGGGCAGGCAGUACUGCGGCUAAGCUGCCGGGCAGUGGCCUUGUUGUUUGGCUGCAGCAGCGCAGCCCUGGCCGUGCAUGGAAACCUGGAGGGGGCUGGCAUUGUGCUCAAGUACAUCAUGGCUGGCUGCCCCCUGUUUCUGGGAAAUCUCUGGGAUGUGACUGACCGUGACAUUGACCGCUACACAGAAGCUCUCCUGCAGGGAUGGCUUGCAGCAGGCCCAGGGGCCCCUCUGCUCCACUAUGUCAGCCAGGCCCGCCAGGCUCCCCGACUCAAGUCUCUUAUUGGAGCUGCACCUGUUGCCUAUGGCUUACCUGUCUUCCUUCGGUGACACUUUGAGCUAUCUUAUUGCUGGUAGAAUCAUUGUGACUGUUCUACAUCCAAUCUUAAAUUUUACCCUCAGGAUAAAUAUUGUAAAGUUAUUUUCCCUUGUGUUUUAUAUGAAAUAUUUACUUUCAAUUUAACCUGAAUGUAAUAAAGAUAUAUCACUUAA
Molecule: messenger RNA, 6766 nt
Organism: Cavia porcellus (domestic guinea pig)
Lineage: Eukaryota; Metazoa; Chordata; Mammalia; Rodentia; Caviidae
Gene: Espl1
Product: extra spindle pole bodies like 1, separase
Exons: 31
Coding region: 218-6604 (2128 amino acids)
Biological process (GO): proteolysis; meiotic chromosome separation
Cellular component (GO): nucleus; cytoplasm; mitotic spindle
Molecular function (GO): cysteine-type endopeptidase activity
Source: RefSeq, a predicted model, not a curated record